AUGCCCCGACUUACAUUGCAGACUGACUGGGAGCAUCAACGACUCCACGGUAAUCCCAGCUCACCACUGCGUCAGAUCCACUUCCGUCGCCCGAGAACCCGCAUCCUGAGGAUUAUAUUUCUUACUACUGCGAUUGCUCUGUGCUUUAUUUUCUUCCUAUCGCGCGGGUCUGGAGGGGAUGGUACGGUAUCCGAUUAUUGGUCUCAAUAUCAGUCUCUUCCUGUGUCACAACCGCCAGAUGACUUAAGUGUCAUUUCCCACGAGGCCCCGCCGGUCGGGGAAGACGGUACACUGCCAAGUAGACUGGAGAAAACCAAUCCCUCUUUCCACAUCCUCAUGCCGGCAGUCGAGAAGAACGUUGGUCUCUGCCAGACCGUCACCUCUGCUAUGAUCCUGAAUUACCCGCCUCCAACUGUCAUCAAAUCCUUGCCUGAUUUCUCGUCGCCUCCUACUGCUCAUGACGCUGUGGUAGCCCAGAUUAAGGGAAUCGUCUCCUUCCUGAGGAACAGCAAGCGAGUCAAUGAAAAAGAUUUAGUCUUGAUUGUGGAUGGCAGCGAUACCUUCUUUCAGUUGCCCCCGGAAAUCUUGAUCCAACGCUUUCACACAACGCUCGAAAAGCAUAACCAGAAGCUGAAGGAAAAGUACGGUGUGGUGGUCGUUGAAAAUCCUGAUAAAGGAUCCAAAGAAGUGGUUCAGAAAUACUCUCAGAGGGUGAUAUUUGCAGCGAGCAAGGAAUGCUUUCCGAACCACCCAGAUGAUGUCGCCUGCGUGAGUGUACCAGGAUCUACAUUACCUCCUGAUGUAUACGGGCCGAAGACAGAUAUCCAGCGGGAUGGGCAACGGAAUAGGCCUCGAUGGCUAGAUUCUGGCGCUGUGAUGGGGCAAGCCGCAGACCUAUUACCCAUCUACGAAAGGGUUCUGGAGUAUGUGUUGCAUCAUCGAAAUCGUCACGGUGACCAGAUGGUUUUGUCACGGCUGUACGGGACGCAGGAGUAUGUGAGGGAACUCGAAAGAAGGAGGACCAGCAGCUGGCUGAAGGAGUGGUUUCGGGAUAUGAUCGGCAUCUCUGAAGCCACCAAUAUCACCAACGUUUAUCUUCGCCUCGAGCCGGGACAACGAUAUGAGUUUGGCAUCGGGCUUGACUACGAGUCUCAGCUGUUCUUCACCAUGAAGAACUCCAGAAACGACGUGGAAUGGGUCAAAUACAACAACAUCUCGCAGGUAUCCACCGUCCAGGCGCGACACGGAGUCCCAAGGGAGGUUCGCCUCACUCUUCCGGCCGAUAUCCAGGAGAAGGCACCAAAUCCUUUCACACAACCGGCACGAGCUCCAGGUGAGGCUGUCAAGCCUCCCAUCAAUGAGACUGUCGACUCUCUCCCCCAUCCUAUGAAUAUGACGUGGGAGACUCUCCCGUUGAUGACCAACGUCCACUCAGCCGCAGUCCCUGCCACCAUUCAUUUGAACGGCGACCCCUCGGUCCGUCCAGAGUGGUGGUCGAAUAUGUGGUUUCACCCGUGGUCCCGUGCCCUCCUCCGCAAAUACAUCCGCUCAGCCCGCGGUCGUGUUGCUUCUCAAUCAUCGCUGUUGGGGGGUUCGGAUUGGUGGGACGCACGAGGUGGGAUUGGAGGCGUGUGGACUAAUUAUGACGAGUGGAUGGAUUUCGAAGAUCUUUGCAGUGGAUUUGAGGAGAAGAUUUUUGACGACGGUCUAGGUGCCUGGGGCCAGGAGGACGGCGGUAUAUUUCAAAAACCGAUCUAUAAUCAAUGGGGGAUUCUGAUCUCGGGCAAAGGACCGCCGAACCUGGAAGAGGCGCAAAAUAAGGAGGCUGGAAACCAAGGAAAGUAA
Rasamsonia emersonii CBS 393.64 is the source of this 1845-nucleotide messenger RNA. RefSeq lists its product as uncharacterized. The record is from RefSeq and is a predicted model, not a curated record. The transcript has 2 exons. Bases 1 to 1845 code for a protein of 614 amino acids. NCBI's taxonomy places the organism in Eukaryota, Fungi, Ascomycota, Eurotiomycetes, Eurotiales, Trichocomaceae.